AUGCCUAUAACAUCAAAACAAACUGUUCCGCCAGCCAUGGCGAUGAGUGCCACCGAGUUAAUUGGGAACACUCCACUCGUGCGUCUCAAUAAGAUCCCUCAGAGCCUAGGAAUUGAAGCCGAAGUUUAUGCAAAAGUCGAGCUUUUCAAUGCAGGUGGUAGUGUGAAAGACCGCAUCGCAUUAAGGAUGAUCGAGGAGGCGGAGCGGUCGGGAAGAAUAAAACCUGGAGACACUCUGAUCGAGCCCACAAGCGGAAAUACCGGAAUUGGUCUCGCACUUGUUGGAGCAAUCAAGGGCUACAAGACCAUCAUCACUCUCCCCGAGAAGAUGUCGCCGGAAAAAGUAGCCGUUCUUCGAGCACUUGGCGCCACGAUUAUUCGUACUCCAACUCAAGCCGCCUUUGAUUCCCCGGAGUCGCAUAUCGGUGUAGCCAAAAGACUACAGAAGGAGAUCCCCAAUUCGCAUAUUUUGGAUCAAUAUGCAAACAAAGACAACCCUCUGGCCCAUGAAUACGGAACCGCACAAGAGAUAUGGAGCCAGACCUCUGGACAAAUCAAAGCAAUCGUGGCAGGUGCUGGAACUGGAGGGACAAUUACUGGUUUGUCGAGAGGUCUGAAGAAGUAUAAUCCUGAUAUCAAGGUCAUUGCUGCCGAUCCAUUUGGCUCUAUUCUUGCUCUGCCAGAAUCGUUGAACCAAGAGCACGCAAAUGAAGCAUACAAAGUCGAAGGAAUCGGAUAUGACUUCAUACCAGACGUAUUAGACCGCGGGGCAGUCGAUGUAUGGUACAAGACGGACGACCGAGAGUCUUUUGCGUAUGCCAGAAGACUCAUUGCUGAAGAGGGUCUCUUGGUCGGGGGCAGUAGUGGAAGUGCAAUUGCUGCCAUGGUCAAGGGCGUUAAGGAACUUGGCCUUGGUCAAGGUGACAUUGUAGUGGUUGUCUUACCAGACAGCAUUCGCAGCUAUCUCAGCAAAUUCGCCGACGAUGAUUGGCUGGCAGCAAACGAUCUUCUUCCCCCAACACCUCCGACGACGUCGCCCCCGUCGCCCAUUCUUCAAUCUUCGUCGACCAAGAAGGAUCCUUACCAUGGAGCCACUAUCAAGAGUCUCCGACUAAAACCCGUGACAACAGUUUUGUCCAACACACCAUGCACAGAAGCUAUAGAAACCAUGAGGGAAAAGGGAUUCGACCAACUUCCUGUCCUUGCACCAACUGGAGGAAAGCUUGUCGGCCUGGUUACUCUCGGCAACCUUCUGAGUUGGAUUAGUCGUGGCCGAGCAACAGGCAAGAGUCCAGUCUCAGAUGUCAUGUUUGGCUUCUCUUCGAUCCCGGAGGUUGUCACAGAUGCCAAAGAUAUCAGCAAUCUAUCCGAAGCACCAAAUUCCAACGGUAUCGAAGAAGGUUCAAACGGAAAGACGCAGAAAACACCGAAGAGAAAGUUUGUAGAGAUCACAGUAGAUACCCCGCUUUCUGCGCUGAGCAAGUUCUUUGAGUGGAAUAGUGCUGCUAUUGUAACAGAGAAGAGCAGCGCCGAGAGCAGUGGGCUUUCGAAGCCAGUGGCAGUUGUCACCAAGGUUGAUUUGUUAUCCUGGAUGGUCAAGCAAACCUCCAUAUAA
Molecule: messenger RNA, 1614 nt
Organism: Cadophora gregata
Lineage: Eukaryota; Fungi; Ascomycota; Leotiomycetes; Helotiales; Ploettnerulaceae
Gene: CYS4
Product: cystathionine beta-synthase
Exons: 2
Coding region: 1-1614 (537 amino acids)
Cellular component (GO): cytoplasm
Molecular function (GO): cysteine synthase activity; cystathionine beta-synthase activity
Source: RefSeq, a predicted model, not a curated record